Messenger RNA from Vigna umbellata (rice bean), 1168 nucleotides. The record is from RefSeq and is a predicted model, not a curated record. Lineage: Eukaryota; Viridiplantae; Streptophyta; Magnoliopsida; Fabales; Fabaceae.
AUAUCUCAAACAAAGAAGUUGGGAGCAGUUGGCCUGCCAAGUUAUCGAAGUUUCUCAUUGGAAGAGAUUGAGGCAGCUACAAACUACUUUGACACAGCUUCUUUAAUGGGUGAAGAUUCUUAUGGGAAGAUGUACAGAGGUCAGCUGAAGAAUGGUUCGGUUGUUGCUAUUCGAUGUGUAGAAAUGACAAAGAAAUACAGCACUCAAAACUUUGUGAACCACAUAGAGCUGAUAUCAAAACUCAGGCAUCGUCAUUUAGUCAGCGCUAUUGGACACUGCUUUGAAUGUUCUCUGGAUGAUUCGAGUGUCAACAAAGUUUUUCUUGUCUUUGAAUAUGUACCAAAUGGCACGCUCAGGGAUUGGAUCUGUGAUGAAAAUGUUAGAAAAUGCUUGAGUUGGACCCAACGCAUUGGAGCUGCAAUUGGAGUGGCAAAGGGAAUCCAGUUUUUGCAUACAGGGAUAGUCCCUGGUGUAUAUUCCAACGAUCUCAAGAUAGAAGAUGUUUUGAUGGAUCAGAAUCUUGUUGCGAAAAUCAGCAGUUAUCAUCUGCCUUUGUUAUCUAACAUGGGGAAGUGUAGUGUAAAGCAUGAAGAUAAGUCUGAUAUAUACGACCUUGGAGUGAUACUACUCGAACUCAUUCUAGGAAGGCAAAUAAAGACAGCAAAUGAUGCAGACGCUUUUAGAGAUCUGUUGCAAGCAAGCUUAGGAGCAGACGAAGAGGGUAGGAGGAGUGUGGUUGAUACAGCAAUUCGCAAGGCAUGCUUGGAUCAAUCAUUGAAGACAAUGAUGGAGAUAUGUGUGAGGUGUAUGGUUAAAGAGCCAGAAGAUAGGCCCUCUAUAGAGGAUGUUCUGUGGAACUUGCAGUUUGCAUCUCAAGUGCAGGAUGCAUGGAGAGGGGAUUCACAAAGUAGUGAAGGGUCACCAGGCUCAGAAUCUCGAGGACUUUCCUUUCAGUAGAUUCAAUCCACAGGUUUUUCACUUUUUACUGUUUUGUAUAUUUCACUAUAAGCCUAAAAGGUUCAUGGUUGCAGAUACUGCAACAUCAGAAUAGUAUUAUAAGGUCUUAUGUUCUAACUCCUUUGCCCCAAAAUCUGAGUAUAGCUUCUAAUGAAAAACUAUGGUAUAUCAAAGCUUGCACUAUUGUAAUUUUUAAGGUUUUUUUUAUUUU